Messenger RNA from Aspergillus puulaauensis, 357 nucleotides. RefSeq lists its product as uncharacterized. The transcript has a single exon. The record is from RefSeq and is a predicted model, not a curated record. The coding region runs from base 1 to 357 and encodes 118 amino acids. Lineage: Eukaryota; Fungi; Ascomycota; Eurotiomycetes; Eurotiales; Aspergillaceae.
AUGGCAGCAAUCGGACUCCCCACUCCGUCACACAUCCACCGCGGUGGUCGCGUGCUGCGGAAGGCCCUCGAGACGAACUGGGGACAGGGCGAACUCACAAAUCUAGACGGAUACGUGCCGGCUGCAACUAUCUGGAUCCGUGAAUGCGGGUCGCGCAUGUACCAGGAACGGGGGGAGCUGGAGAAGGUCCCGGGGUCGAAAUGGAAGGGUCCAGGGAUGUGGUCGAGGGAGCGAUGGGGGUACUGGAAGACCAGGCUUGAAUGGGUGACGAGUGUUAAGAUUCUGAAGCAGAGUACGCGGGGGGGUGCGAGGGAGGCUGUCGAGCGGAUGAGUGAUAUCGAAGAGCGAUUUGCCUGA